Nilaparvata lugens (brown planthopper) is the source of this 4504-nucleotide messenger RNA. RefSeq names its product ras GTPase-activating protein-binding protein 2 (gene rin). The transcript has 11 exons. Gene Ontology annotation, cellular component: ribonucleoprotein complex; cytosol. The record is from RefSeq and is a predicted model, not a curated record. The coding region runs from base 301 to 2169 and encodes 622 amino acids. Lineage: Eukaryota; Metazoa; Arthropoda; Insecta; Hemiptera; Delphacidae. Gene Ontology annotation, molecular function: mRNA binding.
ACAUUUCCGGUUCUUCCUGCGCAUUACGGUGCGCAAAUUUCAAGAUUGGUGUGCCUACUGCAUGUGUAUUGCCUUUGGAUUCUGUUCUUUUCAAAUCAUCUUGCUAAUAAGUUGCAUCAGUACCAUUCAAUUUCUAUAGUGUGUAAAUUACAGUUCUCUCUCAAAAUAAUUUCCAAGUUGUUCGCCUAAUCGCCGAUUGAAGACUAUUGAACAGUUUGAUCUGUUUGAGCUUUGGUUCCUUGAUGCCCUUGUGAAAUCCGUUGAUCCGAAUUUUGAAAAAAUUCCAACUGCAAAGCUAGCAUGGUAAUGGAAGCACAGCCGAGCCCCCGAUCUGUGGGAUGCGAGUUUGUGCGUCAGUACUACACGCUACUCAAUCAGUCGCCAGAACAUCUGCAUCGAUUCUACAGCAACAACUCGUUCUACGUGCAUGACGGGGCUGACGACCGGGACCCUGACCUGAGUCCGGCGAUCGGUCAGAAGCAGAUUCAUCAGCGCAUCGAGCAGCUCAACUUCAAGGACUGUCACGCCAAGAUCAACCAGGUCGACUCGCAGGCCACCCUCGGCAAUGGCGUUGUUGUUCAGGUUUCUGGCGAGUUGUCGAACGGAGGUCAACCGAUGAGACGUUUCACGCAGACGUUUGUGCUGGCCUCCCAGAGUCCAACCAAGUAUUACGUGCACAACGACAUCUUCAGGUAUCAGGAUGUGUUCUUCGAUGAGGAGGGUGAACAAGGCUCAGGACGAUCGGAGACCGAGGAGGAUCAAAUUGAGCAGGAGCAUAACCAAGUGGCUGACAUGCAAUCUCAGCAACAACAGAACCAGCUGACCAACAGCUACUACGGCGGAGGCGGCAAUGUGCCGACUGCCACUGUGAAUGGAGGCGGCGCUCACCACGACGAGGUGCCACCCCCGGUCACACCUGCCGCCCCCGCGCCUCAUGGACUGCCGCCCCCAACACUCAUUCAGCCAAUGCCGCAGCCGGCCUAUAUGCCGCAGCCUGUCGACUAUAUGCAACAGCAACCAGCCCAGCAACCGCCUUCAAUGGAGCUGCAGCAGCCUUCAGCAGUCGGCCAACAGCAGAUGGGACUGCAGCAGCAGCAGCCGACGUCUGCAGUCAGCGAGCUGCAGCAGCCGCAGCCGGAUGCGGACGUGGAUGGGGGAUGCGACGUGGAGGACGAAGACCCGGUCGCUGAGGAGGACGACUCGGUCGCCGCUGUGUCGCAGGUGCAGGACGCCAGUCUGCACAACAACAACUACCCAUCGCUCGAACAGGAGCACUCUCUCGACACAUCACCUCAGUCUAACGAGCCGAAGACAUACGCCACCCUAGUGAAGUCUGGCACAUCAGGAUUGAACACCAGUCCCCAGGCACCACCCAAGCCAUCAUCACCGCCACCCAGCAUUCGCAUGGAGAGUCGUAACGUGAGCGAGUCGAUGUCGGGGGGCGGCCGGGGGCCGAUGGGGGGUGGCGGUGCACCCCGUGGCAGGGGCGGCUCGGCCAUCAGGGGCAUUGGAGGCGGCAGGGGUCCGGGACUUGGUGACAGGGAGCGCAACUCACAGCCUCCACGGCCUACUCACAACGAUGACACGGGCAAUUUUGGUGGUGACUUUGAGAAGAGACGUUCAGGCUCAAACUCGUACAUGCAUCCCGAUACCAAUCAACUCUUCCUCGGCAAUCUGCCACCUGCUGCAACAGAGGACGAUCUUAGGGAAAUGUUCAGCAAAUUUGGAACUAUUUUGGAUUUGAAGAUUAUGUCAAAGGGCACAAUCAAGGGUCAAAAUCAUAUGAUCAAUAAGCCUAACUACGGGUUCAUUGUCUUCGAAGACCAAAGAGCUGUCAUUGACACCUUGGAUAAAAAGCCAUUCUACUUUGAUGGCUUGAAGUUGAACGUGGAGGAGAAGCGAGCGAGGAACAGCCGCGGGGGCGGCGGGGGGCCACCGAUGGAGCCACGCAUGAGCUCGGGUGGCGGCGACAUUGGAGGCGGUGGCCGAGGGCCACGAGGCGGCGGCGGAAUGCCUGGAGGCGGUGGAAUGCGCGGAGGCGGCAACAGGAGCUACGUGCCCAACAGGGGCGGACACAACUACAUGAGAGGCGGUGGUGGCGGUGGACCCAUCAGGCCUAACGGACCCGGGGGCGGUGGAUACAAUAACAGAGCCCCCAACAAUCGCUAGCAAAAUGUUGUAUCAUGUGAAAAAGGGUUUUCUGAAGCUCCGAGUGACUUAAUCCCCUCCAUGCUGAUGCUUCACUACUAAAGAGAACCUUAUUUUGGCAUAUCUGUUAAUUAGGUAUUAUAAAUUUCAAACUUAUCCGUCUGUGAUGUCAGAUUUUGCUUCAACACGGUUCUCUUAUAAAACUACAACAACAACAAUAACAGUGGACUAUUAUUAUUAAUGUAUUGUGUUUGAUAUUCGCUUCGACUGGUGACUUGAGUUUCGUCAUAGAGACAACAUACAACAGAUAUUCCAUGGUGUAGGGCAUUUGUGUUGCAAUUUUCAAUGUUAAAUCAAGCCAAUAGUCGUGAAUCUUGUAGUCUCUCUUUAGCCAAUUACAUACGCAUCGAUCUCUUGUCAUUAUAAAUUCUAUUGGAUUAAACAGAUGAUGUUUGUCAAUCUGGUAGAAUUCAUAAGGACGGCCAAAAAAUUGUACGAACAAAAACGAAGGGUGUGUAGCUAGCCUUAAGCCCCCCACACAUACACAUCGAUAUUGUUCGUACGAUGUUUUCCGUCCUAUCAGAUUAAAUGGAACUUGACAAACAUUAUCUGUUUAAUGUAAUAGGAUUUAUAAGGACGGACGAACAGAAAUCGAUGUGUGUGUAGCUAGCCUUACUGUGCCGUUCUUCCACUCUCACUUGGCCAAAACAGUGACAAUAUACAGUAGUCGACAGUACUUUUUCACUAUACGUGAAAUAAUAAUAUGUCUAUUCGUAGAUUGGAGCUUCGUAGUCGGCUUGAGAUGACAAAGAAAUCGACUUGAAAUUUGGAACAUGAACGCACUGCACUAUACCUUGGGAUAUCUUGUUAUGCUAUCGUUUCUCUAUGGUUUCGUCUUGAAAAUCUUCCAUGUGUAUUACAUAUCACUUAGAACUGUGUUUUACCUGGAGAACUGUAGAAUGGUGUUGUAUAGCGGUGAUGAUUCUUUCGUAUGUAUAUAUUUAUAUUUUAUUUUUGUUUUGUUCUUGUCGUAUUCUUUUGUAAACAGCGAACGAUCUCCAAAAUUUACUUGUGCAAAUAAGACUCUACAGAGCAGAGCUUGGUCGAUGAAUUUUGCUCAUGUCCCAUAGAUUCUCGAAGCUUCAUAAAACUCUACUAUUCUUAGAGCAAUAGUUGAUUAAACAAAUCUUUAAACACGAUUAUUUCAAUGUAUUUUAGUUAUAAUACGAGAACAUUUGAGAUAAGCUUGAACGUCGUAUGGGUAAAGCUUUCUUAGAGCUCAUUUUCCACUUGCAGCAUUUCAAACUGUAUUGCCUUCGUAAAUUUUUCAAUCGAAAAUAAUGCCAUUUAUAGUAUAUCGUUUAUUGUUUUAGAAGUCAAAGGCUGCCUUAUAAUGGCAUUGCUGAUCAAUCUCCACUAUAUAGAAAUAGACAAAGUCUAGAAUUUUCUUAUUGAAAAUGGUUUUAUCAUAAUAUCUUUCUCCACUAUUCCGGAAAAUUGCAGCAUGAACAUUUUACAUUGGUUGACAAUUUUUUUGACUAAUUUUUCACAUUAACUCGCUAUGCACUUUGCAUUCUUGUAAUAGUCUCUUUCACAUUUUCAAGAACUUGUUACAAAUUCGAGCAGUUUAGUUUAUGUCUCUGAUAACUUUGAUGUAUUGUACCUGAUUAUUAUUUAUUGAACUAUUUGUCAAAUUUUUUAAAACUUGGAACAGGCCUAAAUUUAAGUUGAGCAUUGCUUGCUAAUGGUUUCUUCUCUUACAUACUUCUGGCAUUUACCUGGGAUGCCUUCAAUAUAUAGACAUUUAUUUCAUUAAUACUGUUAAAUACUCAUUUCUUAGAGGCUUUAACGUUUUCCUGCUUUAUCAAUCGACAAUUGAGCCAGAAUUUAAAGUGGGAAUAUUAGUGCUUAGGAUCUACAAAAUUGAAGACUAAAAUUCUUUGCUAACUUCUAGUGUUUGAAUAUUGUGAUAACAUGUUAAUGUGCUAAUUUUUUUCCAAUAAAUUACAUUUUUCUGAUUUGGAUCAAAUUAUAAUUUUAUUUCUUUAGCAUAAUAGUCUGGCGUGAAUUGAUUAUCUAUAAAAGAACAAUACCAGAAGUAUUGCGAAUCUUUCUGUUCAAGUAUUCUUAUUGUACUAGUGGUGAUCCAUUCUUAGUUAACUUAGUUAAUGUUAGUUCAAUUAAUUUUAUUUGUUUUUCUUGAAGAGUCGACGAUGAUAAUAUAUUCAUCUAAUAAUUCGGAAGUCGAAAAACAAGUGCAGUUUUGAGUGAAAUUAUUCAUAAUAUUUAUAAUAAUAUUAUGUAAAAACUGAUAAUUAAAGUUUCAUACAUGAACGAAUACCAGUUCAAAAUAUAA